Molecule: messenger RNA, 5737 nt
Organism: Galleria mellonella (greater wax moth)
Lineage: Eukaryota; Metazoa; Arthropoda; Insecta; Lepidoptera; Pyralidae
Product: serine-rich adhesin for platelets
Exons: 13
Coding region: 177-5015 (1612 amino acids)
Biological process (GO): proteolysis
Molecular function (GO): serine-type endopeptidase activity
Source: RefSeq, a predicted model, not a curated record
UGUUUGUUCUUGCGACCUGAACGCGCGACGCGUAACGUUUUUAAAUAUAUUAAUUUAAAAAAAAAAUAAAACGUUGAGUGACGUCACCGAAGUUUUAAAUAUCGAAGAGACAUCGUGAAACGUUUCAGUGUGUUGUGCUUAUCAUUGUGGAGUGGUAGCCGUGACGUUUUAUAACCAUGAAGCCACUACACACAGUGGUGGCAAUAUGCCUCCUCAUAACAGUCACUGCCCUCCCAGAGAACAUCGAGGAUGUAAAAGAACUGCCACAGAGUAAAGAACCCAUAGUGGAAGCAGAAGAAAGCGAAACGAGUCCGAGGAAAGAGCGGUGCAGCUCUUGCGCCACCAAAUUCAACGUUAAAUCCCCAAAUGAUGUUCUCGCAGCCAUUCAAGCGCUUCCAGGCGCUGAAGUACACACUCAACAGUCAUUUGAAGGCUGUUCCAGCGAUAAAGGCUGCGCUGGAAUUAAAGUCAAAGAUGGCAGAGUCAUUGAAAGGUUUGGAAACGUAGAUGCCUUCCGUGCGGCCGCUGCGGCGGAUACAGCCAACGAAUUCAACUUCCACGCAGCAGGUACCUUCGGAAAUAACGUAUUCGAAGGCGGUCUACCUGGCAACGGCCCGUUCUGGUGGAUGAACCAAGAUUCGCCUUUCAAGAGCGGCGACAGCGGUGGAAACUUUGAAAAGUUCAGCAAGUCUAGCUCUAGUUCCUUUUCGAGCAGCGGAAGCACCGGUGCUGGUGGAAUAGAUAUAUCAGCAAAUCCCUUCUUAAACGGAGGUUUUGUAGCGGGAGCUGCUGGUGGAGCUCAAGGCGGCAAACCAGCUAGUGCAUUCGAAUCAUCAUCCUUUGAAUCAUCUUCUUUCAGCAGCAAAGGAAACAUUGAUUUAUCAAAAAAUCCAUUCUUAAAUGGUGGCGUAAAACUCGGACAGGGUGGUUUUCAAGCUCAAGGUGGAUUCGGGUCUUCGCAAGGAUCUAGUCAAUUUGGUUCCCAAUCUAGUGGUUUUGGUGCAACUGGUCAAAGCGCUAGUUUUGGAGCCGGAUCUCAAAGUGCAGGAUUUGGAGCCGGAUCUCAAACUACAGGAUUUGGAGCCGGAUCCCAAACUGCAGGAUUUGGAGCUGGAUCUCAAACUGCCGGAUUCGGAGCUGGAUCUCAAAGUUCAGGAUCUGCUACUGGAUCUCAGAGUGGUUAUGGUGCAAGCUCUCAGGGUUCAGGAUUAAACGCUCAAGGCGCCUUCAAUUCAGGUUCUCAAAGUGGAUCUUCAUUCCAAAGCUCAAGCUCUGGCUUCCAGAGCUUUGGUGCUGGGCAAACCACAGGUUCCAGCCAAGGCGCGUCCAGCCAGGGUGGAUAUAACAGUGGUUCUUUCUCUGGUAACAAAUUCGCUGGCAGCGGCUUUGUAGGGUCCUCUCCUAGGCCCUUCACCGCCUCCACUCCCGGUGCAGGAAUUAACCUCAUCCAAAAUACCCAGAAGACUAGUGAAUUCGACUACAGCCAAAGCGUUAACAUCGAUGAGAGCUCGAGAGGAACCACCGGAGUCAGCUCGGGCGGUGCUUUGCAGCAGACCUGUUCAGGACAAGGAUAUGUGUGUGUCCACAAAGCCCAGUGCAACAAUGGUGUUGUGAACUCAAAUGGUGCCGCAGUGCUGCAAGCCAAUUCACAGAAACAGUACUGCGACGUACGGACUGAAAUCUGCUGCAGAUUAGAGACUGCUUCAUUACCAGGCACUGUCGGACUCCAGGGUUCCCUCGGUGUAGGCUCAGCCACCACCACGGGCUCCUAUCAAGGAUCUAACUUGUUUGCCACUGGACAAAACUCAGGCCAAAGCCAGUCAAACGCUUUCGGCUCGAGCCAAUCCAAUUUCGGCAGCACAGGCCAAUUCAACUCUGGCACGACUUCCUCUUUCGGAUCGAACUCAGGCGUGAAAGGAGGCGUCACCGCCUCAGGAUUCGGAACAGGCGGCUUCGGUUUCUCGACAGCAGCACCGACAACAACGAACCGCUUCAACAACGAAGUAUACAAAUCGACCAGCCAAUCGAACUUCAUCGAGACUGACUCGUUCUCGUCAGGCAGCGAGAGCGCGGGUGUUUAUAGGCCUGGUGCGAGCGGCUCUGGCCUGAAGCCAGGCAUCCCUUACUUGCCUCCCAUAGAUAGUAAAAAUCAACCAACUAACCUGUACCCCUCGACAGUCUUUACAAGCACGACUACUCCUCGACCAGUGACCACUGCCAGGCCUACAUACUUGCCCCCUACACCACCACGAACACCUUCCACCUCAGCCCCUACAUACCUCCCACCGGAUCAACAUAAAGAAGGGUCGAUCAUUUUGGACAGCUUCCAGCAAACCACACGCGCACCGCAAAUACCGAUCAACGACAUUUCGACCGCCUGCGCAGCUGCCCUCAAGUGCACUGCAGUUGAGUACUGUACAGCUGACGGCGUUAUAUCCACCACGCCCGUUAUCCUCACCAAGGAGCAGGACGCAUUCAGAGUGCCACUAACGGAUUGCCGGGAUCUGGGCACUGGUGUCAUUGGAAAAUGCUGUAGAGACCCCAACUACACCGACCCAUGGCCCACAAACCUGUUGGGACAAUGGAACGAUACAUUCUUCGGGAAUAAUGGCAAAUACGUGCCAGACAACAGAGGCAGCCCUAACAACAACCCCCCCGUGUACAGAGAAAAGGUGACACCCAGUCCGUUUGGACCAAACCAAAUCACCCCAGGCUUCCCAACUAGGACCACGACAACUGGCAGUGGCCUCCAAAUUUCCCAGGGUGGUGGCGGCUCUUUCAACGUCGGCGGUCGCGGACAGUACGAAGCGGGAGCUAGUGGACAAACCUCUCUUUCUGGACAACGUGAAGAUUCCCAAGUAACUCAAACCACACAGCAAUUCCAAACGGCAAACUUCAAUCGCAACAACCAAGGUCAAGCGGUCGUCAUCGGUCAAGGUCAAGGCGCGUACACGGGAGAAGGUCAAGGAGUGAGACAAGGACAGGGCUCGUACCAAACAAACAAACAAUACACUGUUGGUUCGAUUCAAGCGGACGCUGUCAGAACCCAAAAUAAUUUCGGCCAAGCUGCUGUCAGUGGGCAGGCAGGCACUGGAAUUAGACAAGGGGUUGGGACUGGAGUCAGCCAAGGAUUUGGGGUUGGAGUCACCCAAGGAAUUGGGGCUGGAGUUAAACAAGGAUCUAGAUUCGGAGUGACCCAAGGAACUAGUAGCUCCGAAAUCAGCCAAACUGUUGGAGUUGCCCAAGGUGGCAGCGUCAGCCAAGGUUCUGGGGCCAGUCAAGGAUUUGGUAGUGCUGUUAGCCAAGGAGUUGGGACUGGAGUUAGCCAAGGCUUUGGAACUGGAGUCAGACAAGGGGUUGGGUCUUAUGGCAUAUCGCGAACAGGGUCCACGGUCGAGCAGCAAUACUCUGAAGUCAUAUACAGGGUGUUCCUGCAACAAUACAGCGGUAGCGGACAAUGUGGCGUGCUGAAUAGUCAAACACCGUACGGAAACCGCAACGAACUCGAGGUGGACUUCUCUGAAAUCCCAUGGCAAGCGAUGGUGCUGCUACAGACAAACAAGAGCUUACUCUGCGGUGGAGUGAUCACCAGGCCUGAUGUGGUUCUCACGUCGGCUGCUUGCGUUGAUGGACUGGACGCCAAGAACGUCUUAAUCAAGGGUGGUGAAUGGAAAUUGGGCAUUGAUGAUGAACCUCUGCCUUUCCAAAUCGUGCAAGUGAAACAUAUCCUCCGCCACCCAUUCUACAACCGCGGUAGCCUCCAGUACGACGCUGCUAUCCUGGUACUCUCGGAGAACCUAAGAUUGGCCAACAACAUCCUCCCGAUUUGCCUGCCAGGACCUGACGAUACUCUGGACGCGUUCUACAAUGGAGCCGGAGAAUGUAUUGUAACUGGAUGGGGCAAGCAGGUACUUCAAGCUCACCUCUCCGGCAGCAUAUUGCACAGCGUGAACGUCUCCCUCAUCAACCCCGGCGAAUGCCAGGCCAAGCUCUCCCAGGACUAUCCCCACCUACUCGAGCAGUAUGACCAGGACAGCUGCGUCUGCGGGCAGCCCACUAACCCGACGAACAACAUUUGCAAGGUCGACAUCGGCAGUGCCCUCGCAUGCACAACGAGUGGGUACUACGUUCUCAGAGGCGUGUACUCCUGGGAUUCAGGCUGCCAACCUGGUAACCAAGUGGCCGGUUUCUACAAAUUUGACCUCGAAUGGUACCAAUGGGCUAUUGGCCUAAUCGAAAGCGCCAGAUUCGCCCAAUUCUCUGGUAAUACACAAUCUGGCGGCAGGUUCUCAGGCCAAAUCAGUUCUGGUGGCAGCAGCAGCAGCAGAGGAAACCAGUUCGUCGGUGGAAUCAAGAUCGGAGGUGGCAUCGGCGCUAGUGGCCAAUUCGGGCAAAACAAAUUCUCCAGUGUUCAAUCUCAGAUCACAGGAAACAGGAUCGCGGGAGAAGCCGUCGGCACAGGAUCCUUCCAGAAUCAAUUCCAAACUGGUCAAAGUAAAAUCCAAGGUGGCCAAUCUCAGUUCCUAGGUGGUUCAAAUCAGCUGCAAGGCAGCCAAGGCACGUUCCAAAGUGGGCAAACCGGAUUCCAAGCUCAGUUGCCGUUAGGGCAAAAUCAAUUCACAAGCUCCGUGGGACAAUUUGGAUCCAGCAAGUACCAAUCUGGAAGCAGCUCUUCUGGUGCUACCGUCCAAAGUUCAGCGCCAGUAUCCAACACGUUCACAGCGACGUAUACAGAGAAAAAGAUCUUCCAGUCGGAACCUAAAAUAGUUACUUACACAACUAAGCCCGAAAUCGUUACAUUCACGACUAAACCCGAAUACUUCACUUACACAACUCAGCCCAAAGUAUUCAGUUACACGACUAAGCCCCAAGUGAUCACUUACGAGACGUCGGGAAGCGGCACGAAUCCCCAAUACGCGGCGCCGAAUGUGUCCUUUAAUCCAACAUUUACAGACGCGGUAAAGGGCCACGCCCAUAGUGCUCAAUGCAAAUGCUUACAGAACGGCAAAAAGUGAGCUUAAUUUUACUAAUCGUUUUAAAAUUGGUUACAAAAAUUAUGGGGUUAAUCGUGCCAUAAAAAAAAUUUUUUUUUGUAAUACAUUUAUGAUAAUAUCAUUAUUAGAAAUUCAAAUAUUUAAUUAAUUAAAGUACAAAAAUGAAGCCAGUUCCUAAAUGGUAACCGUAAAUUAUUUCUGGCCAAUAUUUCCGUAACUGAACGAUUGACGGUGUAAUAAUGUGAAAUAUACAUUAAAAAAAAAAACUAUUUAUGAAUAUAAAAGAAAAUCUGUAAAUAGGUAGGCUUUUAUUAUUUCAUUUUCUUACCACGACUCUAGUGAAUUCAUUUUUACAAUUACAAUUUUAUUUGUGUAUUUAUAUUAUUUAGAUUUGACAACUGCCAUCUUAGUUUUUUGUCAUCAAUGUUCGCUUUCGCUUUGUUAAAUUUUUAUUUACGAAAUUAAAAUUGUUAAAUAUAGGUAAAAAUAAGGUUAAAUGUGGAAUUCAAACUAAAAAUUAGAUUUUUGACCAUAUUGGGUGUUUUGACCAAAAUGGUCGACUUUCUAAUUCGAUCGGUUUUUUUAGUUGUAUAAAAAUAAUAAUAAGUUUUAUAUAUUAAAUAUAUAAAAAAUUUGUCGUACGCAAAAGUAUUUAGUCAAUGUAUUUACACUGAUUAUUAUACAUAAUUUGUUACAAUUAGUAUUAAAUAAUUGAAAUAAAAUGGAGAUAUUUUACAAAUAUA